Molecule: messenger RNA, 2341 nt
Organism: Coniophora puteana RWD-64-598 SS2
Lineage: Eukaryota; Fungi; Basidiomycota; Agaricomycetes; Boletales; Coniophoraceae
Product: MFS general substrate transporter
Exons: 12
Coding region: 575-2113 (512 amino acids)
Biological process (GO): transmembrane transport
Molecular function (GO): transmembrane transporter activity
Source: RefSeq, a predicted model, not a curated record
AUCAGCCGCGUCGAGGGCAACCGCUCGUACGAUUCUUCCGGGAAAAGGAGAAACUAUCACACGGAAUGCCGUCUGCUCGCUUAGCCAAUCUCUUACUCUUCAUGUUGGCCUGCCGCUGGUCUCUAGAGCCAAUCACAAUGCAUGCCGGCGCGCCAAGCAGCGACAUCGUUGUCCCGGGGCUGCCGAGCGCUGCGUCGGACAUCGUGCCCGAGCAUAACUGGCUCUAUCAAGUCACUUUGCUGCUAGCUUACUCCUGAUAGUCUCGACAACGCUAAUCUCUGACUCGGCACGCUCGUUCAUUGGCUGCUCGGUUGAUGCUGUCCAUUGUUAUCCACCAGCUAGUUGCCGGACGGAGAGCCGCGGUUGAGUCUUCAACCUGACAGCCAUCUGGCGUCCCUAUAUAACCUCGUGUCGGUGAAAAAACCAUGGCUCGUUGUGGAUUGCAGGAGCUGGCGCCCGCGUAACGUCUUCGAGCUUAGCCUGUCUUUUUUCCUGCGACCCCGGCGUUUUUCCUCAUUGCCUUCGUUUUUCCCCUUCUUCGCUCCAGCUUCUGUAGAUUUCUUCAUAGUUAACGAUGGCUGACGACCUCGAAAUCGACAUUAUCCCGAGCAUGGGCGCUAGCACCAUCACAGUGACGAUGACACCCGACGAGAAGGACGACAAAUCCGCCCGCUCUAUUUCUGUGUUAGAAAAGGAGCAGCCAGAUUUUUUGCUCGUCGAGUUCGACGAAAACGACCCCCGCGCACCCAUAAACUUCUCCUACGCCAAAAAAUGGACUAUCACAUUCGUAGCAAUAACAUUCACAGCUAUAAUCUCCGCCUCAAUUUCCGCGUACUCUCUCGGCUACGACAGCAUGAUGUCCGACCUCGGCUGCACGCGCAUGGAGGCCACGCUCGGCCUCAGCCUAUUCCUCCUUGGCUUCGCCUUCUUCCCGCUCGCGUCUUCCUCGUUCAGCGAGGAGCUGGGCCGCAGACCCGUAUACCUCGCCUCUGCGCUCGGGUUCGUGCUUGCGGAGCUUAUGGUCGCACUAGCGCCAAACAUCGCGGUUGUCAUCGUCGGCCGAUUCAUCAGCGGAUGCUUCAGCUCGACGGGCGCUGUCCUCGUCGGCGGUACUAUUGCCGACAUCUGGGAGCCCUCUCAACGCGGCCUCCCAAUGUCGCUGUACAGCCUCACCGCGCUCCUCGGGACGUGCGUAGGCCCAGUCGUCGCCGGAUGGAUCGACACGAACCAGGCGCUACGGUGGCGCUGGAUCGAUUGGGUGGGCAUGAUCUUCGGCGGCGCGUAUCUCCUACUCGCGCUUUUCCUCACGCACGAAACGCGCGCGACGAUCGUGCUCGCGCGCAUAGCGAAGCAGGUGCGGAAGGAGACGGGCGACGAGCGGUAUCGUGCGCCGUCUGAGCUUGGAAGGCCGGGAUUGUGGAGUCUGCUGAGGGUGUCGUGUACGAGGCCUGUUUAUCUGCUGUUCACCGAACCGGUGGUUUUCGCUUUCACCCUCUGGAUUGGCUUCGCAUGGGCCGUGCUCUACGUGAUGAUCGAAUCAAUCGGCGCCCUCUUCUCCUCCGUCUACGGCUUCUCCACAGGCCAAUCCGGCUCUGUCUUCGCCGCUCUCUGCAUCGGCGCCCUCCUCGGCUUCCUCCUCAACACAGCCCAAGAACGCAUCUACCGCCUGCGUUUCCCCGCGCGCGGGCUCGAAGCGCGGCUCUACACCGCACUGCUCGCAGCGCUCCUGUUCCCAGCGGGAAUGUUCAUCUACGCGUGGACAGCGUCCCCGCACGUUCCGUGGCCCGCGCCGUGCGUCGGCCUCGCGGUGUUCAUGUGCGCGGCGUACGUGAUCUACCAGAGCGUGUUCGUGUAUCUCGCGGACUGCUACGGAUCCUGGGCAAGCUCCGCGCUCGCAGGCCAAUCCCUGCUACGCAACAUCAUGGCGCUCAUCUUCCCGCUCUUCACAACGCAGAUGUACGCGCGCAUGACAUACCGCUGGGCGAACACGCUCUUCGGCGCCGUCGCGGUGCUGAUGAUCCCGAUUCCCUACGUGUUGUUCUUUUAUGGGCCGCGGAUCAGAGCGAAGAGCAAGAUCGCGCGGCAUAUCAAUUCCGGGGAGAACAAGUCGUAGCCUGCUUUUAGACGCGUAGACGCCCGUGAUAGACGCCCAUUGUCGGUUGUCCCUUGAAACCAAGUCAAUGCAUUUUAAUCCGUAUCUUCUUGGCUACUAAUCAUCUUGGACUUUCGUUAUUGCAUGACCUUUUUAUACAUAAUUCUCAUGUUGUAAAUACCCUUGUAGUUUACUAGUCUCACGAAGCACACUGUAGCGAUAGAGCUAUAUAUCUUCUAUAUGUUUCAA